Molecule: messenger RNA, 20118 nt
Organism: Lymnaea stagnalis (great pond snail)
Lineage: Eukaryota; Metazoa; Mollusca; Gastropoda; Lymnaeidae
Source: the annotation of a GenBank genome assembly
CGCAAAAGCCACCUCAUUCCUCGAAGAAUCUGGAGCAGGGCGCGUGAUCUGGGAUUCCCACAUUGUUUAGUUUGUGUGUGUAGUGUGUGACUGAUCGAGCUGUCGGAUAAAACUGUACUCUAAUACAACAGGUAGGCAAUACAUAACAACUGAUAUUUGUGAUGAUAAACAUUAAAAUUUUUCAUUUCACUCCGACUCUUAACGUUACGGAGUUGCUUCUAGUUAUGUGAUACAACCCGAUCUACUUCAACCCGUGGUUGAGGUAUAUUUAAAAAGAAAAGUUUCUAAACUUCUCCUCGGACCAUGUCAGCACCACGUACAAUGUCAAUCCCACAUACCAUAUCAGAACACCAUCUUAACACCACAUAACAUGACAACGUAUCAACGCCACACACCAUGCAAACACUUUGAGUCAACACCACAUAUCAUGUUGACACCACUUAUCACGUCAAGACUAAAUACAAUUUCAAGGUCAUGCAACAUGUCAACACCCUAUGGCAACCCCAAACACCAUGUCAACCCUGCACCACAUUUCAAACUACACACCAUGUCAAUGCCACAUACCAUGUCAACAUCACUUAUCACGCCAAGACCAAAUACCAUGUCAGCACCGCAUGCUAUAUUAAAACUACUUUUCACGACAAGCCCAAAUACCAUUUCAUCACCAAAUACCAUUUCAACACCAAAUACCAUUUCAACACCAAAUACCAUUUCAACACCAAAUACCAUUUCAACACCAAAUACCAUUUCAACACCAAAUACCAUUUCAUCACCAAAUACCAUUUCAACACCAAAUACCAUUUCAACACCAAAUACCAUUUCAUCACUAAAUACUAUUUCAUCACCAAAUACCAUUUCAACACCAAAUACCAUUUCAACACCAAAUACCAUUUCAACACCAAAUACCAUUUCAUCACCAAAUACCAUUUCAACACCAAAUACCAUUUCAACACCAAAUACCAUUUCAACACCAAAUACCAUUUCAACACCAAAUACCAUUUCAUCACUAAAUACUAUUUCAUCACCAAAUACCAUUUCAACACCAAAUACCAUUUCAACACCAAAUACCAUUUCAACAUCAAAUACCAUUUCAUCACCAAAAACUAUUUGAUCACCAAAUACCAUUUCAACACCAAAUACCAUUUCAACACCAAAUACCAUUUCAUCACUAAAUACAAUUUCAACACCAAAUACCAUUUCAACACCAAAUACCAUUUCAUCACCAAGUACCAUUUCAUCACUAAAUACUAUUUCAUCACCAAAUACCAUUUCAACAACAAAUACCAUUUCAUCACCAAAUACUAUUUCAUCACCAAAUACCAUUUCAACACCAAAUACCAUUUCAACACCAAAUACCAUUUCAUCACUAAAUACAAUUUCAACACCAAAUACCAUUUCAACAUCAAAUACCACAUAAUAACUCAACACUAUUCACCCUGUCAAGACUAUAAAAACACUUUUUACCAUGUCAUAAACAAAUGCCAUGUCAACACCAAAUGCCAUCUUGACCCACUUAUGUCAUAUUAGUUCCACCCUAGCUUCUAAAUUUUCGGUAACCUCCAACUUAACCUUCCGACAAUCGUAACCUUUCUUAGCUGCUCAGACCUAUCCAUUACCGCCUGGCCCCACACAAUGUAAUAUUCAUAGGCUAUCGGAUAACAUCUUCUCAUUCCAUUUUAUAAUGCAGAAGCACACACGUCACACAUGUCGGAACACUGUAUGCUUGGUCUUUCAAAAUACUUAGAAUUUUAUGAGCCAGCGCCAUUGUUGAAAUGUGCGCCUUAAUUUAUUCCUACGGCAAUAUCAAGUAUGCCAGGUGUUACUGAAAAAAAAAAGAAAUAUAUUCUGCCCAUAUAUCAGAUUAUAAACACAUUGACCUAGAAUAAUAGUUUCAAACUUACCAUCCGAGAACAUGCACACCUGAAAGAACAUUUUUAAUGUGUUUUAGGCAUUUUAAGAAGAUUUAAAAAAAUAAAUUUCUCAUUGUCCACUAUUGGGAGUCUUUAGCAGUACAUUUUUGUAGCUCUGAUAAAGACCUCUGUGUACCAAAUUGUUGAUAUAUCUGGUAAUGACCUCUGUGUACCAACUUAGUGGUAUCUCUGGUACAUGACUUCUGUGUACCAACUUAAUGGUAUCUCUGGUACAUGACCUCUGUGUACCAACUUUGUGUUAUCUCUCGUACAUGACCUCUGUGUAAAUUUUUUAUUGGUAACUUUGUAAAUGAGUUCUGUGUACCAAAUUAUUGGUAGCUUUGGUAAUGACCUCUGUGUAUCAAAUUAUUGGUAGCUUUGGUAAUGACCUCUGUGUACCAAAUUACUGGUAGCUCUGGUACAUGACCUCUGUGCACCGACUUAGUGGUAUCUCUGGUCAUGACCUUUGUACAAACUUAUUGGUAGCUUUGGUAAUGACCUCUGUGUACCAAAUUAUUGGUAGCUUUGGUAAUGACCUCUGUGUACCAAAUUAUUUGUAGCCUCGGUAAUGACCUGUGUGUACCAAAUUGUUGGUAGCUUUAGUAAUGACCUCUGUGUAUCAAAAUAUUGUUAGCUUUGGUAAUGACCUCUGUGCACCGACUUAUUGGUAUCUCUGGUCAUAACCUUUGUACCAAAUUAUUGGUAGUUUUGGUGAUGACUUCUGUGUACCAAAUUAUUGGUAGCUCUGGUACCACCUCUGUGUACUAAAUUAAUGGUAGCUUUGGUAAUGACCUCUGUGUACCAAAUUAUUGGUAGCUUUGGUAAUGACCUCUGUGUACCAAAUUACUGGUAACUUUGGUAAUGAACUUUAUGUACCAAAUUAUUGGUAGCUUUGGUAAUGACCUCUGUGUACCAAAUUGUUGGAAGCUUUGGUAAUGAUCUUUGUGUACCAUAUUAUUGGUAGCUUUGGUAAUGAACUAUGUGUACCAACUUAGUAGUAUCUCUGGUAAUGACCUCUGCGUAUCAACUUAGCGAUAUCUCUGGUACAUGACCUUUGUACCAAAUUAUUGGUAGCUUUGGUAAUGACCUCUGUGUACCAAAUUAAUUGUAGCCUUGGUAAUGACCUGUGUGUACCAAAUUGUUGGUAGCUUUUACAUGUCCUCUGUGUAACAAAUUCUUGAGAGCUCUUGUACAUGACCUCUGAAUACCAAAUUGUUGGUAGCUUUGGUAAUGACCUCUGUGUACCAACUUAAUGGUAACUUAUACAAGCAGAUGUUAAAUAUAAACUGGAUUUCGCAUGCAUACAUUACAGGAUUGUAUUCAUGUGUGUGUGUGUGUGUGUGCGUGUGGAAGGGGGCUCAAUUAUCGAUUUAUUUACUGGUGUCAUUUUAUAUUCAAUGUCUAGAACCCCUUUUGCAACACAGUAAAAUAAAUGGUUAUAAUUGAUUUAGUGAUGGCAUUUCAUAUGUCAUUUAUAUUUUCUAUAAAAUCUUUAAUUGCCCCCAUCUUAUGUCAUAUAUAUAACCCUAACCCUAUACUAGCUGAAGUACCCGUUCAAUGCCCGGGCUCUGUACAUGAGGUAAGACAGAGAGUCGACAAAAACAUGACCCGUCUCCCGUAAAGGCACACAAUGGUGAGGUACCAUGAAAGCGUCAAUUGCAAUGAGCUCCAUGUAUAUUGUAUUUGUACUGUAAUAAUUAUCACGUUCUAGCAAAAGAUGUCAGUUAUUGGGAUUUAGCCUUAGUAUAUCUAUAUAUCUAUAUAUAUAUUAUAUAUAUAUAUAUAUAUAUAUAUAUAUGUAUGUAUAUAUGGAUGUGUGUACGUUUAUUUUUAUUCACACACAUGCGCAAUGCGCAAAGGAAGUUAGGAAGACGUUGAUUUAAAAAAAAUAUAUUUUUAGCACCUGAAUUGUUAACAAAUGCCAUCUCAUUUUUUUUCAAAUCCACCGAUAUAAAAUAAUCGAAUACGUUUUGCGCCCUACGUCAUACCCAGCCCUUUCCUUCACACACGAAGGGCUGUCAUGAGAUGGCGCCACCUCUCACGGAUGUUAUUGCCAAGAAGGACGAUUCUCGGAGAAAAAAAAAAUUCGGUUACCGAUCUUUUCGGCAGGCUAACGGGCGGAGCCAUGUUUCAAAGAUGCGAGGACGUCUAUUAAAAUACCCACGAUCACCAUAGAAAAUAGCUUUCAAAGCCUUGUUUACAUAAGGAACUUUUAUGUUGUUCCCCUCAUGUUCGUACCUGCACCUUCGUAUCGUGCGGGCAACGAGAAGCCAGGGCUGCAAUGUCCGUUGUUUGCAGCCGGUGAGGAAGCGACUACUUACUCCCACCAUGUUAGUUAAGGAUAUUUUCAUUGAAACGUUAUAGGCUCUGCAAACACGAGAAACCUGGUGUAGGAGAAUACAGAUGCGCCAAGCGACACCCUGUAGAUAUGUCAUGUCACAACCAAUGAAAACCAUCUCUUUGAUUUGAUUCGCUAAGUCACACCCUAUGGAUAAGCUGGGCCAUACCAUAAUAUAGAUACGCCAAGCCACACAAUAUGGAUAAGCCGGUCAUACCAUAAUAUAGAUACGCCAAGCCACGCCCUAUAGUUACACCAAGCCACGCCCUAUAGUUAUGCCGAGCCAUACCCUAUAGCUACACAUGUUUAGAACUCUAACAAAACGCUAUAACAAUGCUGCCAUUGUGUAUUGAUCUCGGCACGCUAAAUACGGCUAGCCAAGGGGCGGGCUAACUUUUUACCUAGCAAUAACCUCCAAAUAUAUUUGUUUACACCGACUGUACACACGAUUUGAAGGAAGAAACUUCUUAUGCUGUUUAGAUUCAAAGUGGUUUAUUGAAUCAAUUUUUAGAGAGAAUGCAAUAGCCGACAUAGAAAGUACAUUAUUCAUUCAUCAUUCUAUAACAUAAAUUAAUAAAUAAAACCUCAACAUGGAAAAAAAAUAAGAUUUCGUUGAAAAAAAUGCUCACUUAAUUUGCGUAGGAAAGAUGUCUUUUCUUUUAAUCCAAUAACAUCAAAAUCUGGGGCUUUUCUUUUGGUUCCAUUUCGAUACACUUCGAGACUGUCUUUAGGGGUUCUAGCAUUCACUUCUAUGCUCUGCUUUCACGUUUAUUUGAGUAGAAAAUCAUCGUUUUCAAAGGCAGGUUAAAAAAAAAAAUUCAUCAACUUUUUUGACUGCUUCCGGGGCGUCCUCACAAUGUAACACCCUCACAGGUGGAUGCCACCCUCACAGGUGGAUGCCACCCUCUCAGUGGUUAUACACCCUCACAGGUGGAUGUCACACUCACAGUGGUUAUUCACCCUCACAGGUAGAUGUCACCCUCACAGUGGUUAUGUUGUUGUUCGUCAGUCGAUCAUCACACUUUAAUCAUCAGAUUUGUGCUAGUUCUGUUUGUGGUGCGCAGAUGGCUAAUGAGGCCGAUUCUGGCACGAAAUUUUCUUGUGCAGUAGGUGCAGGGGAAUGAUGGGGCAUCUCCGGCAGCACAGUCAGACCGGGCCUUCCUGGCAUGUCUCUUGCGCUGUGCAGCCGCUGUUCUGCCAACUUCAUGUUGCAUGGAGCUCCUGUUUAAAAGUGGAACGCUAUGAUACUCGAUCCUUUGCUUCUUCCUCCCUCGUGUCUGGGUUUAUGUCGAACGCUUUCAGUGAGGCUUUUAGGUUGUCUUUAAAACGUUUUUUCUUGUUCCGCUUUCCUUGUUCAAGGUCACCAUAGAAAGUUCUUACAACGUGUCCCGCCCAGCGAAGCUGUUACUUCAUUAAGAUGGUAAAGAUGCUGGGGAGACCUACCUGUGCAAGCACCUCAGCGCCUGGGACCCUGUCCUGCCAUUUAAUGUUGAGGAUUUUUCAGAGUCUUGUUGUUUGAAAGUGGUUCAGCAUUCUUGCAUGGCGUUGGUAGACCGUCCACGUUUCACAGGCAUAGAGAAUGUUGGGAGAAAAGUCGCCUUUUACACUUAGUGGUCAUACACCCUCAUAGGUGGAUGACACCCUCACGGGGUAUGAAACCAAAUGAAAAUUAGUAAAUUUCCCAGAGCUCAAUCGAUUCAGUUUCGCAACACAGUUUUAAUUCAAGGGCAGAGUUCCAACUGUGUCCAGGCAAGUGUACCACCAGAGCAGGUCGCCAUGAGCGCAGGGUGUCACCGGAGCAGGAUGACUCGUGGGAGGUCCGUGGAUGGGCCAGGACGAGUUGACACCAUGAGCUGACACCAUGAGUUGACACCAUGAGUUGACACCAUGAGUAGACACCAUGAGUUGACACCAUGAGUUGACACCAUGAGUUGACACCAUGAGUUGACACCAUGCGUUGACACCAUGAGUAGACACCAUGAGUUGACACCAUGAGUUGACACCAUGAGUUGACACCAUGAGUUGACACCAUGAGUAGACACCAUGAGUUGACACCAUGAGUUGACACCAUGAGUAGACACCAUAAGUUGACACCAUUAGUUGACACCAUGAGUAGACACCAUGAGUUGACACCAUGAGUAGACACCAUGAGUUGACACCAUGAGUUGACAGCACUGGGGGGAACCAGUUCUUGCGACGCCACUGAACGCGAUCAAAUUUACGCCCACGCAAAAAUAACGUCUAUGAAACGAGACUCAAACACCAGCUGCUGAAUCACUAGUCAUCACUAGUUAACACAAGUAACUACUAGUAACCUCAAGUUGCCACAAGUAACUACUAGUAAUCACAAGUUACCACACAUAACCACUAGUUACCACAAGUAACCACAAGUAACACUAGUUACCACAAGUAAUCACAAGUAACACUAGUUACCACAAGUAAUCACAAGUUACCACAAGUAGCAACUAGUAACCUCAAGUUACCACAAGUAACUACUAACAAUCACAAGUAACCACAAGUAACCACAAGUAACCACAAGUAACAACUAUUUACCACAAGUAACCACUAGUAACCACAAGUAACCACAAGUAACAGCUAUUUAUCACAAGUAACCACAAGUAACCGCUAGUUACCUCAAGUAAACACAAGUAACCACAAGUUACCAAAGUUACCACAAGUAAUUACUAGUAAUCGAAAGUAACCACAAGUAGCCACUAGUAACCACUAGUUACCCCAAGUAACCACAAGUUACCACAAUUAACCACUAUUAACCACAAGUUACCACAAGUAACCACUAGUUACCACAAGUAACCACUAUUAACCAAUAGCUACCACAAGUAACCACUAGUUACCACUAGUAACCACAAGGUAUUGGGUGUGUAUCACACAGGCCAGGUGCUUAAUUGCCAGAGAAAAAUGUCACGCUUCAAACAUAAUUUUAUUCAUAUCUAUGGCGCCAUUAAUCAUUACCACAUUGUUACCCUUUGACAGGGGGGGGGGUACUUUACCCUCGUUCGCCGACCAAUAGGUCAGACUGAAACAAGACACUAUUUACAAGCAGAUAUGGGGAUGUGGGUGGAAGAGUGGGGUAUGUUUCAUUCACUUGGUCUUGAAUUAUUUCAAUUGAAUUUUGAAACACAAACGUGUUCCGUGUUUUUUCAGAAUGCAUGAAUUUGUAAACCGUUCCAAAGGUAGUCGACAUAUUUUGUGGGACGAUCUUUUGUGCACCGGGCGUUAGUGGCAACGGGAAACUUUGAUGCCAGUCCACCCCUUCCUCUUAAGAAACGAACAUGGAAAGACCCAUACACUUGGUGUUGCAGAUAGAGGAAUUCUAAGUUAGGAGCUAUCUAAUUCUUUAUUGGUGUUAUUUUUCAAGCAUUUCUCCAGGGGGUGGGGAUGUCCCCACCCCUUCCACGGAGCGAAAUGAGUACAACCAUAAAAUAUAAUGCCAUUUCAUGAACACGACUAAAGUGUCUUUAAAAAAAAAAAAUUGAAAAGAAUACUAACGGGCGCAUUUAAACGAUUACAAUUAGUGGAACCCAUGAAAUAUCGCUAAACUCGAUACAUUUGCUGAUUCGAAUAUUUAAGUCUAAUCUUUUCGGAUGCUUGUACUAUUCGAAUUUAAAAAUCGAGCUGUUUCGGAAAUUGGCUUCUCCUCAUUACAAGCCGGAGUCUUACUUUACGGUGUUCGCAUUAGAAAGUUGAAGUGUUUAAAACUUCGCAUGAACAUUUCAAUUAACUUAAAAUUGGAAAAUGUAUAUUUUGCUUUUAUACGAUUUACCUCAGAUGGUAAUAAACAAAUAAAUAUGUGACUUUUUUUUCUAAUAAUCUCCUGGCUUACAAUUAUGCCGUUCAAAUACGAUUUAUAAGAUUGAACCAUUUUAAAAAGCCCAUGACAAUGUGAAGAACUUUAUGAAAAAAAAAACAACAACAAUAUUUAUUUACUUUUGGUCAAUGGUAAAAUGUGGAAUUAUUCAGAAACGGUAAUUAUUAUAUGUAAGUUUUUUCCCCAUUUUGCAUUCAGCAUGUAAAAUUAUGUAAGCUUUGCUUUUUGGGAUGGAAAACUUGUUUGGGAAGGAAUUUUCUUAUAUGCUAAAAAUUCAUUUGUUCAUUAACUAGUUUAUCCCAAAAAGAGUUUAAAUAAAAAAUAAAAAAAGCACAUUAAUAUUUAGUAAUAUACGUAACAUUUAAAAAAAAAUAUUUGACCAGGUCCAGCGGAGCCGUAGAUGGACUUUUCGAGUUCCCCACCCCUGCCACUUUUUCGUUUAGCCCCCCCCCCACCCCACCUUGCAUUGAAAGUUGAUAAUUUCAAAAGUCACAAAUUUAAGCCCCAAAAUAGCCAAGGCCCCCUGCAGCCCAAACGAUUACUGAGGUCGAGUUACAACUAAAUUUUUAACUAGCAUCUCUCCCGUCGCUCUCCGAUUAAGCGUAGAAGGAUGUUAAACUGAAUUCAAGUAUGUUCUCAAAUGCAUACUUCCAUUUUAAAUUUAUAAAAAAAACAUCUCUGGGGACUAUAAAGAUUAAAUGGGCGAGACUAUGCUAGGGCAAGAAAGCAUACGUUUAAGGGAGCUACAGUUUGAAUGAAUUUAUUUCAUGUUGAGCUCGGGCGGAGUUAGAUUUGUCCCAGAUAGUUAUUAUGGUUACAUGUGGCACCUCACAGUCAAAAGUCUGAAAUACCCCUUCAUAAAUUGUCUGUAAAAAAACCCCACCAUAUUCAAGUAUGCUAUGCGCCAAAAUGCAUCCCUACACUUUGAAUUUAUCAAACAUAAUUUAAAUGGACCACUGCACCCCGCUUUUGCUCGAGAAUCAGUCCAUCGAUUGUAGACAGUGCUAAGCGCAAAGGAGAAUGAAUAUCCAUUCUGUCACAAUUUGUCAUAUUAAUGCUCAUGGACGAAAAAGCCCGUUUUGCUGAAGUCGUGUGGAGGAAAUGUGAGAAGAAAUUUCAAGGUAGUUUCAGCAUGUUAUGGAUAUUCUGCGUUGCCAUGAAUCCACAAAGAUGUUAGUGAUGUCAUGACAUGUGGCGAAAACCAUCUUCAUUCCUUCGUCAACAGCUAGGGCCGUCAGCGUAUCUUAUACACUCUCAUUCAAAUGAGCCUUUAAGGAUCCACCCAGUUUCUAUCCGUGGAUACUAUUUACUUGGAAAUUAUAACUCAAAGUGUUCAGUUGUGAAAUUUCGUAUAGAUGUAUCACCAGGCCCAACUCGUACAUCAUGUGAUGGCUGAUGCUAAGUUGGGAAACUUCGUAUAGAUGUAUCACCAGGCCCAACUCGUACAUCAUGUGAUGGCUGAUGCUCAGUUUGGAAACUUCGUAUAGAUGUAUCACCAGGCCCAACUCGUACAUCAUGUGAUGGCUGAUGCUCAGUUGGGAAACUUCGUAUAGAUGUAUCACCAGGCCCAACUCGUACAUCAUGUGAUGGCUGAUGCUAAGUUGGGACACUUAUGAAAACGAUUUUCUGAUACCCGAGUCUUCUAUGCAACUAGCUCUCGUUUAUGAUCAUAGCUUUUACCAGCCAUUGUGAAGCACACCGCCAUCUUGGCUUGCAUGCAUGUGUUGAGAUCAUUCAGGCUGACAAAGCUAUCUGCCAAGUAAGCCAACUUGGCUUUCUAAUCCCUAGUUCCAAACAUGCCAGACUAAUCUGUUGUUUUUUUUUUUUGGUUUGUUUGUUUUGUUUUUUUGUUUGUUCAGAAAUUCGUCAAGAUCCCUUCACAAUUCAAAAACGCUUGGAUAAAACUUCCCCUCUCCAUGUAAUCGCAUGAUAAGGUAGAUAAGCGAACCAAACUCCACGAAUUUAGGUAAUCAAAGUUCAUUUCCUCAUUCGUUGAUUCAGUCCCCUUGUCCUACUGUCACGUACGCACGUUGUCUGGCAUAUCUCUUUUUUUUUCAUAGAAACAUCACCUGGUCCAGGUCCUGGGUUUUCCAGUUUACAAAUGAUCUCUUAAUGCCUAAAAUAAUGCCUAUUUAAUUAUUAAAGUGGUUUGUCCUUGUUUGUGUUCAAUCUUACGAUGGAUAGGUUUAACAUGUCUAAAAUUUCUUAUCUGGCACACAGCGUCAGCCUCACAGGCUCCUCUCGAUUAUUUGAAGUUUGUUGUUUAAACAUUACGCAAACAUGAAGCUUUUCUCUCAGUUUCAUGACUAAUGUUGCGCAGACCGACAACGCAAGGCUUGCGGGCCGUCGCCGGUCUGCGGUCUACCAUUUGGGGGAACGCUGCUCUAUAACGCUGGUUUGAUUUUAUUUUAUGCACCAAAGUCCAAGUUAGCAUUUAAUGGAGGUCAAGUUGAUUCUUCAUUCAAUGAAAAAAAAAAUCCGAAAAAAGAAUUAAGCUUUUUUCUUUUAGGGAUGUGUAAUGAGGCAGAAUUGACUCAGUGAAACGAAAUAAAAUAGCAACGCGUCUCUUCACGCUUUAAUUACAAAGACAAACCUUCUUAGGCAGUCCCAAGUUUCUUUUUAUGUUGUCGCUUGCUGGCGAAGGCCUUUGGCCGAAACCUUCGUUGUUUUGUUUAGGUUUCUUUCAAGUUUUCUAACAACAAAAUGUGCUUUCUAUUUUCUUAAAAUUUAUUUGUUAUAAAGUUCUAAGAGAUCAUUUAAUUUUGCACACCAAGUGAAGUUUUGAGAGUUAACAUAUAUAUAUAUAUAAUAUAUAUGGCAUCAUUCCGUCUUCGCGAGACGAUUGGGAAGCUAUGGAUACUAUGGCUUACGAGGCCGAUCUCGGUUGCACUUCUCGCAGGAGAACCUUGACUCCUGGUUAAAUUAUUUUCCCUUCCGUAAUGCUCCUUUUGUUGCAAGGGCUUUGUUCUCCUGCCUGUUUCACCCUUUCACACACCGCUGUUUGCCAGGUGGAACGCUGCCCAGUGAAGAUCUCCCAUUGUUGAUUUCUAUCCUGGCUUACCUUAUAUUUCUGUCAUACAAGUCUUGCUACAGCUGAUUCUUUGGAAUAAGACCCUCCUUCAUUCUCCUUUCAUGACCUAACCUGCAAAGGCGCGCCUCGCUCAGAUCGGAGAUCAUGCUAUUCAGCCAUCAAAUGCGUAAAAUGCAACGCAGAAACCUUUGAUUGAGGAUCUUAAAUUUGCGCUCAUGACAGGCAUAUUUGGUCUACACUUCACCGCCAAAAACAGGAGCGUACUGAUCACACAUGCGUGAUGGGAGGCUUUGAUUUUUUGCUUUUGUUGAGUUCAGGAUUAUUCUACACCCGCGUAUUUCAUUUAUCCAUAGCUGCUGCUGCUUAAUACGAUCGUGAUUUUCAACUCUUCGUCAACCGAACGUGAGCCAGAUAUUUUAGACCAAGACAUGUGCAGUUUUCAACUAUCGGACAGAUUAUGGCCCUCAAUAGAAGGGACAGUUUGGAAGGGACAGUGUCUCUCGCUUUCUGUGGACUAGUGGUCGGUCCACAUUCUUUAAAUGCCUGGGAUCAACUAAACCUUCAAGACCAAUAUAUUACGAAAUUAUGUGAUUGGAAAAAGAAAUGAUAAUAAAGACAUGGUUUACAUUUUAUUUAAGCCACAGCUAUUUAAGAUUACAUGUUUAUUUUUUAUCCGUUUAAAAAAAAGAAGAUUGUGUUUCAAUGACAAUUUAAAACAUCUUUAUUAUUCGUUGCUUUCAAACCCUUUGUUAUCCUGUAUCCAUUUCCCAGUAUUCUUUCUGGAUAACUAUUUUUUUUUUUUUUAAAAUCAUAGGAUUGAUAAUUAAACAAAUUGUUUGUUAUAAAAGAAGAUUGUGUUUCAAUGAAAAUUUAAAACAUCUUUAUUAUUCGUUGCUUUCAAACCCUUUUUUAUCCUGUAUUCAUUUCCCAGUAUUCUUUCUGGAUAACUAUUUUUUUUUUUUUUAAAUCAUAGGAUUGAUAAUUAAACAAAUUGUUUGUUAGAAAAAAAAGUUAAAUAAGAAGAGCACAUUUUAAAGUAGAUUUCACAAUCUUGAUUGCUCUCAGGUUUUUCGGACACUCUGCCCCCCUGUUUAGCAUUCACGGGACGAUGACGUCACGGCGACGCACGUGCUUCCGGUUCCUGGUCCCGUCAAGACCCAGCAGAGUAAAAUGUUGCUCCGUGUUCCUUCUUGGCUGUUUGACUGUACUUGCCGGCGUGGCUGUCAUGAAACAGCCAACAGCCCUGGUGGAUUAUCUGUCACGUCACGGGCACAGAUCGGUGAGGUCUGAGUCGGCCUUGACCUACCUGGUGGCCAGCGAAGUGACAGUCGCGGACGUAGAUCAUUCUACUGUCACGGGGACUACAGUUGUCACGCGAGACGUCUCAAAGGAUAUCACCGCAAUGACGUCACCACAAGUCAGGCGUAAAAUUUCGCUGUCCAGGUCGGUAGAGACACACAUUGAAACUAUAUAAUAAGGGUUGUGGUAAACAAAUACCCCCCAUCCCCCUUUUCACAUUUUUUAACCCGACUAUACUCACUCAAUUUUUGAAGGUACAAAAGAUUAUGAUUGAUUAAUAAUUCUUAAGGAAAAAAAAUCUUUCAAAAAAAGUUCAACUAUAGAAUCGUGUGUUUGUUUGAUUGUCCGUCCUCGUGUCUCUUGAGUCAAUGUUUCAUUUAGGCUCUGCACGUUACAGAUAAGCGCUUUUCUGAUCUUACACGACACAUAAAUGUAUUAGCAAAUUAAGCGUAAUAGGGUACACACACACAAAAAGGCCGGAGAGAUCUCUUUGCAAGGAGGAAGGUCAAACGGUGGAGGCCGUGAGAAUCGGUUGGUUACUUAGUUUGUUACAAUUAAGGAGUGACUUGGUUUUCAUAGUGUGAAUUUAUUUCAUUUUUAAUUUUCCUUGUGUUCAUUUAGUCAUUUUUCUCCCUACUAGCUAGUAAUGUACGAAAUUCAUGGUCAGGGGCGCACCUGAUCCCCCUUAACCUACGCCGCGGGCACCAAUAGGUUUGAACACAAUUAAAGACAUAUUUCGCCUGUUUCAACAGACGGCAGCGCCCAACAAACUGUCAUCUGUUUAUAAUCUGAAUAUAAUCAAUUAGUUAAAUUAUUCUAGAGAUGUCGUAAUAAGUUUUGGUUAAAAUUCAUACUCUCUUCCCCCCCCCCUCCCCACGCUCAAGUUCUAUGACUUUUUAUGCAUUCUUUUAUUUUCAAUAUUAAUCGUGGCGCCCCACAUUUGAAAGAGGCCAAACACUUCCGUGAUUAGCCUGAAAGCUCCUAUCUUUGGAAGGUUGAAUAUUGUAGGUUUAGCAGCACGUAUUUUUAAAAAAAUAAUUUUAUCCUUCAAACAUUUAGGAGGUUCCUAAUUAACAUUCCUAAAAGAGACACAGCAGAAACAUUAACGCGUUGCAUGACUGAUCAAGGCACCAGCGUAUCGAUCUGAAAGCGUUGCAUGACUGAUCAAGGCACCAGAGUAUUGACCUUAAAGCGUUACUUGACUGAUCAAUGCACCAGCGUAUCGAUCUUAAAGCGUUGCUUGACUGAGCAAGGCACCAGCGUAUUGAUCUUAAAGCGUUACUUGACUGAGCAAGGCACCAGCGUAUUGAUCUUAAAGCGUUACUUGACUGAUCAAUGCACCAGCGUAUUGAUCUUAAAGCGUUGCUUGACUGAGCAAGGCACCAGCGUAUUGAUCUUACAGCGUUACUUGACUGAGCAAGGCACCAGCGUAUUGACCUUAAAACGUUGCUUGACCGAGCAAGGCACCAAUGUAUUGAUCUUAAAGCGUUACAGGACUGACCAAGGCACCAACGUAUCGAUCUUAAAGUGUUGCAUGACUGAUCAAGGCACCAACGUAUCGAUCUUAAAGCGUUGCAUGACUGAGCAAGGCACCAACGUAUUGAUCUUAAAGCGUUGCACGACUGAUCAAGGCACCAGCGUAUUGAUCUUAAAGCGUUGCAUGACUGAUCAAGGCCACAGCGUAUUGAUCUUAAAGCGUUGCAUGACUGAUAAAGGCACCAGCGUAUCGAUCUUAAAGUGUUGCAUGACUGAGCAAGGCACCAGCGUAUCGAUCUUAAAGCGUUGCUUGACUGAUCAAGGCACCAGCGUAUUGAUCUUAAAGCGUUGCAUGAUUGAUCAAGGCACCAACGUAUUGACCUUAAAGCGUUGCAUGACUGAUCAAGGCACCAACGUAUUGACCUUAAAGCGUUGCAUGACUGAUCAAGGCACCAGCGUAUCGAUCUGAAAGCGUUGCAUGACUGAUCAUGGCACCAACGUAUCACAUUUAUGCUAAGAAAAAGGACCUGAAAUACACGUAUUCAAUGAAAAGACAACUCGUAUCUUUUUUUUAGGCCGGGAGUAAUGUUACGUACCAAAAAACGUGGACGUCGAUGGUUCAUAUUUGGUUUUUCAAUUAAGUUCUAAACUAUUAUCUUCUUGUUCUAUAUCUUAAGGACCCACGAUCAAUUUAUUGAUCAUUUUGGCUCCUAUGCAUGUAGAGGGGAUUUGCAAUGUGUAUGUGCUUGGUGUUGAUGAGGAUAUUUCACUGGUUGGAAGGGCUACAUUGUAAGGGGGUUGGAAGGCCUGAGGCAAUAGACGCGAAUGUGUCAAGUGUAGUCGCCUCAACUGUUCCUUUUUAAAACCUUGUUCCAGUCCCUGAUUGCCUUUGUCAGGAGUGAGUAGUUCCUAUACUGGCUUCUAGCCGAUAUGAGCCUGAAUUGCACGUCAUGGCCUCGUCGCUGUCUUUGGGGAGAGGGACGAGUUUCUGUUUAAUGCUGGAGCAGUGGACCAGGUCAUUAUUUAUCUUGUACAUCAUGGAGAGCCUGGAUAGUCGUCGUCGUUCCUCCAAUGGUGACCAGCCCAGUGUUUCCAGCAUGCUGCCCACACUAGAGGUAUUCCUGUAGCUGUUCAGGACAAAGUGUGCUGCCCGUCGCUGGACCACCUCCAACCUGUCGAUGCUCUUCUGUGUAAAUGGGUCCCAGACUGAAGAUGCAUAAUCUAAAACCGGAUGGACAAAGGCUUUAUACUACAAUUUAUAGGCUCUUUCUUUCACACAGGAGUUUCCAAUCAUUAGAUUGCGCCUUAGUAACCCCAUGAUCUUGUUUAACUGGUUGCACACAUUGUUAAUAUGCUCGUCCCAGUGGACCUCUCUUUGAAUGGUAAACACAGGUACUUUACGGAGGAAACUGCCUCAAGUAUAUGGCCAUGAAGUUCGUAUUGGUAGUGUAGAGGAGUAUAACUUCAGGAGACUGACAGUGUCUGGCACUUGGCAGGGUUAAAUUCCAUGUAUCAGCACAUCUCUCACUCAGCUAAUCGAUUGAGAUCAUGUUGUACGCUGGUUCUGGUCAGAUCUGUUGGCGAUCGUCCUAUACAUCGCGGUGUCUUCUGCGAACAGUCUUGCUUGGGAUGUCAGUCUCUCGAGAAGGUCAUUGAUGUAUGCUAGGAACAAACAGAAGCCUAGCACUGAUCCCUGUGGGACACCUGACUUAACACCAAUAAAGGAGGAGCUUGUACCGUCCACCACUACUGCUUGGCAUCGGUUGCUGGGGAAGCUAGAGAUACAUCUUUUAACAGUGCCUUGGAUCCCAUAUCUCUGAAGUUAUUGUAGAAGCAAACUAUGAUUGACAUAGUCAAAUGUCUUUGAGAAGUCCAUCACCAGCACGCCCGUUUGCUUGCUGUUUUUCAGAUUUGUCAUCAAGUCUUCUACAAAUUCAAGGAGCUGGGUCUCACAUGAUCUAUUGACUCGGAAGCCAUGAUGACAGCCAUUGAGUAUAUUUUGGCUUUCAAGAUGCUUCAUGACUGCGCUUACGAUUAUGUGCUCCAAUAGUUUGCAUACCACAUUGCUGAGGGAUAUCGGACGAUAGUUGGCAAGGUCGGAUAGCUCCCCUUUCCUGUAGAUUGGAGUGAGUACGCUGUUCUCCAGUCUGCUGGAACAUUGCCUGUGCACAGCGACGAUUGGAAGUGCAGGAGUGAUUUCUUUGGCCAAUUCUUUGAUUCUAAUUUUUAUCUAUUAAUGUCCUGUGUACUCAUUUAAUUAAAAAAAAAAUUAUAUGUAUGCCAAGAACAUCAUAAUUUAUAAUUUCCGGAACAAAUAAACAAAUAAGAUGAUUUAGUUUCAGGGUGUUGCAUGUUCUCACAUGCACAGUGUUGAUAAAACUUACUUUUACUGAAACAGGUUACAAAACCUCAUUACAAAUGUAUUUAAAUUGUUUAUAAUUGAUUUGUAUCAUAAUUAAUGCAUACCAAUACAAAAUAUUUGUUUAAUGUUUAUAAUUAUUUUUUUUAAAAUGUCUAUUUUGUUACUUUUAAAUUUUUAAUUAAAAAAAAAAUAUAGCACUGUCUCUGACUCAAAUUCAUCUGCUGAAAACGAGGCUGGUGGCUUUCAACCAAUCAACGGGCAUCAAUCAUGGGUCUAUUCAGCAUUCUUCGAGUCGUUCGACCAGAAAAGACCGCUCAUCCGGGUCUUGGCCUUGGAGAUCAGCAGCGUAACAAACCCGGUGUUUUGUCACGUGACAGAAAGGGGGACGGUGACGACAUCACGAGGGUGGAGACGAGUGAUCCCCGAUAGCCACGGCCAAAAGUUUGUCAUUGUUUUGUAACUACUACAUCACAUUUGUAAAUCUACUACAUCACAUCUGUAAAUCUACUACAUCACCAUUUGUAAAUCUACUACAUCACCAUUUGUAAAUCUACUACAUCACAUUUGUAAAGCUCCUACAUCACAUUUGUAAUUCUACUACAUCACAUUUGUAAUUCUACUGCAUCACAUUUCUAAAUCUACUACAUCACAUUUGUAAAUCUACUAGAUCACAAUUUGUAAAUCUACUACAUCACCAUUUGUAAAUCUAAUACAUCAUAAUUGGUAAAUCUACAACAUCACCAUUUGUAAAUCUAUUACAUCACUAUUUGUAAAUCUACUACAUACCUAUUUGUAAAUCUACUACAUCACAUGUAUAAAUCUACUAAAUGACAUUCUGUACCCCUUUCAUAAGAGUGGGUAUCACACCAUUUCCCAAACAUCACAAAUGGGCGCAACUGGCCAGCGUCGGCGAGACUAAGGAGGGGAAGGGGAGUGAAUGUCUACCCUUGUGGGUCUCUUCAAAUCUGCUAGGGCCCUAAUGACUGGAGGGUAAAAUAUUAGGUGAUUCCCCAUAGAGAUUGUAUUACUAAUCUAGGUGAUGGUUCUAAUGAAGUCACUGAACAUCGAGCUAUAAUUGGGGAUUGAAACAAAACCAAACCUACAAACUAACCGGACUUUCCGAGAAGCUGAUGCGCUGAAGGAGCUCUUGACAAAACAAGACGUUCACAUCAGAUACUCUUUUAAAAUGUCUUUUUCUUUAGAGCAGCGUGUUCCAAACUUUGAAGUUUGCUGGACCCGUGGACACGUUUCGAGACCGCACCUGGUGCCGGCGCCAGUUUUAUUAAUUAUAUAUUCUUCUCGUAUGGUCAUAAAUAUUUAUGCAGCGCUGAACGGCAACGUAUACGUCUGGCGGACAUUUGCCGGUCCGCGGACCACCGUUUGAGGAACGCUGCCUUGGAGUAGUUUUGGUUCGGGCAGGAGGCCGCAUGAAGUUUAAUUAUUUUAUUUUUAUUGGUCAAUCCGCAUGAUCAUUGGAAAGGGCGGCGAUCGGAACGGCGUUUGGAAACAAGAUCAAACCUGAGCGGUGAAGUAAAGUUUAACUUUGCAGUGGUUAUUAUUAACUCAGUUUGACAAUGCGAUUGUUAAUUUUCAAAGACCGUCACAGAUGAUCGUUCACAAUUUGUACAUUGACGGAAACUUUAAUCCAGUUCCUUGCACGUCUUGCGGCCCGGAUUAAACUUUUCAGGCCGUAGAUUGCCCCACCCCUGCGUUACAGAGUAUUCACCUUGAUCCGAUGGAAUACCUUCCAGAAAUAUGAAACAAUCAAAUGAUUCAGGAGAAACAAAAAUAUAGAGCACAAUGAAUCGGAUUUAGCUAUUAUAAAUCCAAUAUCUAAGAUUGCACAUGAAUCGACGUAUACAUACCUACGACGGAAACAAAGUAUGUGAAAACCUAAAAAAAAAAAAAAAAAAAAAAAAAAAAAAAAAAAAAAAAAAAAAGACCACAACAAAACAGCGAACGUGUCGGCAAGAAGCCUUCGUCAUCAAACAAAGAACAGUAAAAACAGAAUAAAAAAAAACAACUUAGUUGAAAUGAGGGCAGCAAGAGGAAGGUGCCUCACGGUCUUUGUUUUGGUACGUUCUUUUUUUUCUGAUUUCCCCCAUGCAUGUACUCUGUUACAUUCAUUUCCUUUUGGUUUUGCUAAUCUGAUUGCAGUCUCCCCCACUAAAUACUUCCCAACACGAACAUGUCACAUUGAAAUAUUAGUAUCAUCAUAAACGUUUACUGGUUUUUACAUUUUUUUGUUUACAAGGUACCAUAGUGUCAAUUAUGAAUGUGGCUUAACGGCAGGAAGUCGACCCGAGGUCUUGUCCUUGAUCUUCAACGCUACGGAUACGCCAACCAAUCGGCUGGAAGUGAUCUAUCCUAGACAGCACGCGAGAAACUUCACCGUGUGCUACGCCGCCCUGCACCACUUCAACACACCUACACACCUCAUCACGUCGCUGAUGUACAACCGGGUGCUCGGCGCCCAGCAUUUCUACGUGUACAACCACAGCGUCUCCAACACGACGGACGCCGUGCUGCGUCACUACCAGAGGCUCGGACUCCUCACCGUCAUGCCGUGGCCCCUGCCCACCCUGGAGGUUUGGUACUACGGUCAGAUUCUGGCCAUCAACGACUGCGUCUACAGGAACACGUUCGUCUCCAGAUUCGUCGUCAUUCAGGACACGGAUGAGUACAUCGUGCCGAACUGUCACGGCUCUUGGCUGGAGCUCAUCAACGCUGUAGACGCUGGCCGAGCCAAAGGCAAAGUCCCACCUUUGGGUUCCUACAUCUUUGAGUCCAGCCUGCACUGCAACAAUCCCAGGCCUUGGGAGUGGGAGAAGGUAAAGAAAGACUUCUCCAUUUCGCCGGAGGAUGAGAAGUUUAUAAGGAGACACUCCCUGCUCCCGUUUAUUCAACUCCAUAGGAUGGAUUACAUUUAUAAAUAUAAGUCACGGACCAAGGCCAUAGUGAGGCCUGAGCUGAUCCUGUACGCCGGGAUUCACUACACGCGCAAGCACAGGGAGAGGGCGCAGCUGACGGUGGUCAGCAAUGACCUGGCCAUCGUCCAUCACUUCAGUAAGAAGCGCAGGACCCAGGUGGUCGACACGACCACGUUAAAGUUCAAGGAUCAGGUAUUUCCUAUGGUCAAGAGAUCCAUAGAGUCGUUUGAGUUCCUCGCUGGGACAGUGACGUAAGUGUGGUGAAGUUGCCAAAGAGACGUCAUGUUUGUGUUGUUUUGUUUCUAUAGAAAAUGACGACCAGUCUGUCUUUUUUUAUCGUUUGUGAGGGGACAUAGCAUAGUUUUUAAAACAAUAUUCAGCCAUGUACCCCCUCUCUCUCUCCGCUUGUGGACAUUCUUAAAACUGUUGAAAUCACUAUUAACAAUUUCCGCGCUGGAAACUAUUUGACGCAAGAAAAAUCAGAGUACAACAUUCCAUUUAAAAGAAAAGAAAGAAUUAAAAUGAUUUUUAUGACAAUGUUAAGACCCGAACCUGUAUUUAUAAUUUUAUUUACAUUUAGGUGCUGAAUGUAAGAGAUGAUUGGAUACUACGGACAAUUUAUGUUGAUUGCGGGUACAGACUGCAUAUUGUGUAGAUGCGUUUUAAAAAGUCGACGUGUUGACAUUCUGUUAGCAUUACCUAAUUCAUAGCGUUUUAACAAUUCAUGAAAUGUUAUUUUUUAAAAAGAAACAAAGAAAAAACUCAUCGAAUCAUCUGCUUGAUUUUAUGUUUGUCUUUACGAAAUGUAAAUAAUUUAAAUUACAUCUGAUUUAAAGCACAUUUAUUGUCUACGUCUUUUUUCCCCCCUCCAAACAGCUCAUUAUCUCAUUACAGCCAAUUCACUGCGAGAAGGCAAAGUUUUGGCGAGAGCCGCUUGAGAACUGCU